AUGGCUUACCGAGCGAAAGCCUAUGCUUCAGACGAAGUGGAAGGGUCCUUCACUAUGCAAUAUAAUAGAAUUUAUUAUUAUGCUCAUGAGCUAUUAGCAAGAAACCCAGGGUCCACAAUCAAGGUCAAAGUUGAGGAAAAUGAUGGAAAGCCAAUAUUCAAGAGGUUCUACGCAUGCCUCAAGGAAUGCAAAGAUAGCUUUGUCUCAUGCAGGCCAAUCAUUGGCCUUGAUGAAGCCUUUUUGAAAGGCAAACAUCGUGGUGAGUUGUUAACUGCUAUUGCUCGAGAUCCAAAUGAUCAAAUUUUGCCACUUGCAUAUGCCAUUGUAGAGGUCGAGAACAAGGAGACUUCGACAUGGUUUAUGGAGCUACUCAUUGAAGACGUAGGUGGACCUAAGAUGUGUUCUUCACUUACAUUGAUAUCAAAUCAACAUAAGGACUGUUACCAAUUGUACAAGAUCUACUUCCUGGAGUUGCACACAAAUUUUUUGUAAGGCAUUUAUAUGCAAACUUCAGGAAGAAAUUCCCUGGAAAGAAUCUUAAGAACCUUAUAUGGAGGGCAGCUACAACAACUCACCCAUAGAAAGGGGAGAAGGAGAUAAGAAGUAUAAAAGAGGUCAACCAAGACGUCUUUUGCCACUUGAUAGUUAUUCCUUUGUAGUAGUUCACUUUAGUUUUCUUUUACUUUUUGAUAAAUUUAUAUAAUGAUUGUAUGUCUUACAUCUUCAAUGAAGGUAUUGGUUAAGAUCAAGGUUCACAAGCACAACUCAAUGUGAUACCUUGGUUAAUA
Molecule: messenger RNA, 788 nt
Organism: Vigna angularis (adzuki bean)
Lineage: Eukaryota; Viridiplantae; Streptophyta; Magnoliopsida; Fabales; Fabaceae
Exons: 2
Coding region: 1-492 (163 amino acids)
Source: RefSeq, a predicted model, not a curated record